UUAUUUAUUUACAUGCCGACACACUCUUUAAUCAUUACAAAGUUCAAAUCAAAUCCCUCUCUCUCUAUCUCUCUCUUCGUCGUUUCGGUCGGUGUAAGUCCUGCCCUUUCCUUCGGCUUCAAUGGCUGACAGCAGAGACGGCGUCGAACCGGAGAAGCGGCGGUUGCUCAACAGCCACGAGGAGACCCACUUCACCGCCGGCGAUGUCGUCCGCGACAUAAUCAUCGGCGUCUCCGACGGCCUCACCGUCCCCUUCGCCCUCGCCGCCGGCCUCUCUGGUGCCAAUGCCACCUCCUCCAUCGUCCUCACCGCCGGUAUCGCCGAGGUCGCCGCCGGCGCCAUCUCCAUGGGCCUCGGCGGGUAUCUUGCAGCUAAAAGCGAGGCUGACCACUAUGUGAGAGAGCUCAAACGGGAACAGGACGAGAUUAUCUCCGUCCCCGAUACAGAGGCAGCAGAGGUGGCAGAGAUACUAGCACAGUUUGGGAUAGAGCCGCACGAGUAUGGACCAGUCGUCAGCGCCCUCAGGAAGAGGCCCCAAGCUUGGCUUGAUUUCAUGAUGAAGUUUGAGCUGGGAUUGGAGAAGCCGGACCCGAGGAGGGCCCUGCACAGUGCCCUGACUAUAGCGAUUGCGUACGUACUGGGGGGGAUGGUGCCCUUAGUUCCAUACAUGUUCAUACCCAGGGCAAGUGAAGCUGUGGUAGCAUCAGUCAUCCUAACGCUGGUGGCACUGUUGAUAUUCGGGUAUGCCAAGGGCUACUUCACUGGAGAUAAGCCCUUCAGGAGUGCCCUCCAGACGGCCCUUAUCGGUGCUGUUGCUUCCGCUGCUGCUUUUGGCAUGGCGAAGGCUGUUCAAUGAGGGGCGGGGGGGAAUGGGUGUGGGGGGCCAAGAGGGAUUUCUUUCUCAAGUUGAUUCUAUAAAACAAAUAAUUUGUAUUUUGUGUGGGACGUUUCCUUCACCAAUAUGCCUAAAACCAUUCUUAGAAAAGA
Molecule: messenger RNA, 987 nt
Organism: Punica granatum (pomegranate)
Lineage: Eukaryota; Viridiplantae; Streptophyta; Magnoliopsida; Myrtales; Lythraceae
Source: RefSeq, a predicted model, not a curated record